CAAUCACUCAAUCACUCAUCAAUUGCCUUCAAAUAGUCAUUGAAUUGAUUAUUAAACCAAAUAAUUACUUCAAACUAAACUAAACUUUUUGAAAAUGUUUAGAAUUGCAAUUAUUGCUGUUUUCUUGACUUUUGCCUACUGUUGGCCCAUAGACGAGGAAAUGGAGGGCACCACCCGACCCCCGAUACAGCCGGUGAGCUGUGAGGGUCACGACCCGGAUAAGAUGUUCAGAGACCCCCUGAAUCCCCAUAUUUUCCACCGGUGCUCUCGUGGCAAAUGGAUCGCCGGCUACUGGUGUCCGGGAAAUCUAGUCUUCGACGAGAAGGAGCAGACCUGCGAUAGGGAUCCAGACGUACCGGUAGUCAAGUGCCCAAAACCCGAUGGUCUCUUUGAGAUGCCGGGCAAUCCUCACAAGUUUAUCGACUGUCAGGGAGGCAUAGGUUAUGUCAUCACCUGUCCUGAAGACCUAGUCUUUAGUGAACUCAACCAGACCUGUGUGUACAACGAUCACGGACUCACUUGGCCUACCGAUCCCACCAUUGCUCCCACUAAACCCACAGCUAGUCCU
Oppiella nova is the source of this 568-nucleotide messenger RNA. The record is from the annotation of a GenBank genome assembly. Lineage: Eukaryota; Metazoa; Arthropoda; Arachnida; Sarcoptiformes; Oppiidae.